AUGGCAACAGCCUUGUCCACGACCAGCGUGCUUUGCUGGAGGAAUCCGCAGCACGUGCAUGUUCCACCCUCUUCACAGACACUUUGCUACUCCUCACAGCAAAAUGGAAUUCUAACAACUGUGGCUGCUUCAGCCUCAAAAGACGGAGAAAAAAGCGAGAAGUGCUCAACUUUGUUGGUGAGCAGAAGAACAGUUUUGACUUUUGGGGUUUCCUUGUUAGGUUUCCCAGGUGAGAGUUUGGCUGUGGUGAAACAAGGCCUUCUUGCAGGGAGAAUUCCUGGCCUGUCCGAACCAGACGAACAAGGUUGGAGGACAUAUCGCAGGCCAGAUGAAAAGUCUGGUGGACAUGGUGUUGGGUGGAGCCCUAUUAUCCCAUACUCUUUCAGAGUGCCUCAAGAAUGGGAAGAGGUACCAGUAUCAAUAGCAGAUCUUGGUGGCACAGAGAUAGAUUUGAGAUUUGCUAGCUCUAAGGAAGGACGUUUGUUUGUCAUUGUUGCUCCUGUUCUUAGAUUCUCUGACGUUCUUGGUGACAAUGCCACAAUAGAAAAAAUUGGACCUCCAGAGAAAGUGAUCAAUGCAUUUGGUCCAGAAAUGAUUGGGGAAAAUGUUGAAGGGAAGGUUCUGAGCUCUAAUGUAGCAGAACAUGAAGGAAGAACAUACUACCAGUUUGAGCUAGAGCCGCCUCAUAUUUUUAUUACUGCCACUGCAGCUGGCAAUCGCUUAUAUUUGUUUGGUGUAACAGGAAGUGGUCUUCAGUGGAAGAGACACUAUGAUGAUUUGAAGAAGAUAGCUCAGUCUUUUCGGGUUGUAUAA
This is a messenger RNA of Sphenostylis stenocarpa, 813 nucleotides long. NCBI's taxonomy places the organism in Eukaryota, Viridiplantae, Streptophyta, Magnoliopsida, Fabales, Fabaceae. The record is from the annotation of a GenBank genome assembly.